CGAGAGCCUCGUAGCGCGGAUGGAUGACCGAACGCGCUUUUCGUAACAUAAUAACAAAGAAAUAUAUUGCUAAUAUCUAAUUACCGUGCCUUUCGAUUGAGUACUUGUAAACGAUAAAGUACUAAGUAAUGAUAAAGACUACACGAAGAGGAGUAUAGUCACUAUGUUGCUACUGAUGAUCGUAUCGUUUAUCCCCCUUGUGUGGGGUGCGUCGGGACCCUGCGAGCGCGCCCCGCCGCACGCUCAGCCCGCGGACGCACAUUAUAAAUUGGGGGUAGCUGGAGACCCCGAUUUAUAUCUACCGGGUGAACUUUACUCAGUAUCAUUACAAGGUGUUGAUGGUGGCCAAGGACCCACACCGUUUAUAGGCUUUAUCAUUUGGGCGGAAUUGGAUCAUGGUUUUAAUUCAAGUGCCAACACUACUAAUGUUACCAUAAGCAAUGAGUCUCCAGGUAUAUUUCAGGCUUAUGAUGCCCAAACAAAACCACAUGAAUCAUGCAUGCCCGCGGUGGAUAAUGCAACUGCACACCCUAAAACUGAAAUACAGGUGAUAUGGAAUGCGCCGUCUGGUUCAAUUCAAACAUGCGUGCGUCUAUGCGCACGUGCGUUCCACCCCGAUACGGGCGCGGUUUCGUCCCUUGUGCGUAAGUUAUGCCCGGCUCCUGUUUUACCCACGACGCCUGAUAGGCAGCCUCCUAUAGUGGAGCCCUGCUGCGCUUGCGAUGAAGCUAAGUAUGAGGUAACCUUCGAAGGUCUAUGGUCCCGUAACACGCAUCCAAAGGAAUUUCCACCGGAAUCAGCUAGAGCUCAUUUCGGAGAUGUGAUUGGUGCAUCUCAUACCGCGCAGUUCAGGGUGUGGCAGGAGGGUCGGGUGGCCACCGCUGGGUUGAGGAGAUUGGCUGAUGAUGGGACCACCACGACAUUGGAAAAAGAGCUGAAAUCGGAGAGCGAUCACAUACGCACUAUAAUCAAAGCUCGCGGCAUAUCCUGGCAGCAAGUGGUCGGCACUGGUAUACCCAGUACCUUUGCAGUGUUCCGAGUGGACGCUAAACACCAUCUGGUGUCAUUAGCCUCUAAACUAGCUCCAUCACCUGACUGGAUUGUUGGCGUAUCUGCGCUGGAGCUAUGUAACUUGAACUGCACUUGGAGACGAUCUGCAGUUCUGCCGCUAUAUCCUUAUGAUGCGGGGACGGACAGUGGAAUUAGUUAUACAUCCAGACGCAGCCCAACCUUACCACCGGCGCCGGUUCGCGCGCUUCGCCCGGAGUGGCCGCGCGAUGUUCGCUCGCCUUUCUACAGCUCUACGGGCGAGAUGCGGCCAUUUGCACGCCUUCGCCUUAAUAGACUACGCUUGUAUGAAAAGUCGUGUGAUGUUACAGGCUCAGAACCAGGUAAUGAGAAAACUCCCGAAGGAGUGAUUCGUACUGGCGGAGGAUCUUGCGCUACUCACGCGUGGGGCCCCUGGGGCCCUUGCAGCGUUACGUGCGGGGAGGGCCAUGCGGCCCGCCAACGGCACUACUUGUGGCCAGCGAGGGCGAAGGCCGACGCUUGUAGGACUCCGCUGACAGACUAUAGACGGUGCCAGGGACCGAGGUUGCAUUGCAGAGUACAAUCGGAAUACGAGCCGGAUCCCGCGGAGUCCACGGGCCCGUGCGCAGUAUCCCCCUGGUCGGAGUGGUCGCCGUGCGCGGGGUGCGGCGUGCGCGCCCGUACGCGCCACUACAUCGCCCCACGCGCGCUCAAGCGCUGCAACGUGGGCUUUCGAGCGAGGAUCGUGCUGAGCCAAGCCAUGCCGUGCGAGGCGGGACCGUGCUUCAAGCCUCCAGGACAAUUUGCAAAUGCAUCUAACUACGAUUGGUUCUUUGUGGAUAACCCACGCGGAGAGUGCGCGGUAACACCAUGGGGAGCGUGGUCACCUUGUUCUGCGAAGUGCGGGCGUGGUCGCAGGAUCCGGACUAGGAUGUACAUUUCAAAGGAUCCAAGGGUUCAGAAACUGUUAAACAAACGGUUACUUAGCGACUGGAACCAGCGGUUCGCAGAGUUCCAGAACUUGACAUUCCCUGCUGAGAACAUAACGAGUGACAAUCCGAAUGUAGACCUUCUAGUCCAGGAGCAUCUAGACAGAUGUCAGUUCACGUUGACUCAGCAAGAGGCUCUAUGCGAUGGGGACGACAGCUCUUGUGAUGGUGGAAUACCAUUUGAAAUAUGCAAAUUACCCAUAUCAGUGGGUCCAUGCCGAAGCUACGAGGAGCGUUGGUUCUUCGACUCCAAGCGCGGGAUUUGCGAGCCCUUCGGGUAUACAGGGUGUGGGGGCAACUCCAAUAACUUCCGCGAUAGACAGACUUGUGAAAAAGCAUGUGUUGGACGAAAUGAUACGGGCACUGUAAUCCCACCCGUAGUAGAGGCGAGCACUAAAAAGCUCAAAGCGACACCACCUGCGGUCGAUAAUGAAGUACUACAGAACGACGCUCCACCGGUUGAAGACGUGAACUGCGAGAUGGGUCCGUGGCUCGGCUGGUCCGAGUGUUUCGGAGAAUGCGAUGUUGCAGUUAAACUUAACUUCAGGCUCGUUCAGCGUCCCGCCUCCGGCUUAGGAAACCCUUGUCAGAAAGUAGUGAAAAGCCGUAUUUGUAAACCGAGACACUGUAAACAUAGUAACGUCUCAGAUACCUUAAACGUUGAAGAUAAUAAUAAUUAUGAAUAGUAUAUGUAAUUCAUUCAAUGUACUUGCAAAUGUACGUUUUGUUUAGGAAUCCAGUAAUAGUGCAUUGUAGGCAUUGAGAUAAUAUAACUACGUAUGGAGGAGACACCACGAUCAAAAUCUGUGCGCCAUUUUACAACAUAAGUGAUGUAGGCGGUGUCGUCUCCAUAUGUAU
Colias croceus (clouded yellow) is the source of this 2876-nucleotide messenger RNA. RefSeq names its product spondin-1-like. Gene Ontology annotation, cellular component: extracellular matrix. The record is from RefSeq and is a predicted model, not a curated record. Lineage: Eukaryota; Metazoa; Arthropoda; Insecta; Lepidoptera; Pieridae. The transcript has 16 exons. Gene Ontology annotation, molecular function: serine-type endopeptidase inhibitor activity. Gene Ontology annotation, biological process: cell adhesion. The coding region runs from base 164 to 2704 and encodes 846 amino acids.